GGGAAGUUUCGAAACAGAUAACUACAGAAGUAACGAACAACCAAACAUGAAUCCUUCGUCGCUAUGUUCUCUUCAAACAUUCCCGCCAAUAUCUCACUCCGCAUUGCUUUACCGCCACCGCAAACCGGCGCAUGAUAGCACCGCCGGCGUAAGGCGGAGAGCUCCAUACGUAGUUUGUGCUGAAAGAAGUAGCAGAGCUUCCACGCGAAGCGCUGAUGAUUACCAUGCCACUCUUAAAGCUCUCAAAUCCAGAGGCCGAUUCCCCAGAAAAUCUCUUGGCCAGCAUUAUAUGUUGAAUUCUGACAUAAAUGACCAACUUGCUGGUGCGGCCGGUAUUGAACAAGGCGAUGUCGUGUUGGAAAUUGGACCUGGAACUGGCUCCCUGACUAAUGUUCUUUUGAAUUCGGGAGCAUACGUACUUGCAGUUGAAAAGGAUAAACACAUGGCUGCCCUUGUGAGUGAAAGAUUUUCAAGUUCAGGAAAGUUGAAGGUUUUGACCGAGGAUAUUGUCAAGUGUCAUGUGCGCUCUCAUAUGUCAUCAUUGGUUGGAAGCACAUAUUCAAAAUCCAGAAAUGCCAAAGUGGUUGCUAACAUUCCCUUUAAUAUCAGUACAGAUGUGAUCAAAUUAUUUCUUCCGAUGGGUGACAUUUUCUCAGAAGUGGUUCUAUUGCUCCAGGAGGAGACUGCUGUCCGCUUGGUAGUGUCAUCACUCCGCACCCCUGAGUAUCGUCCCAUCAAUGUAUUUGUUAAUUUCUAUUCAGAGCCGGAGUACAAAUUUAAAGUCCCAAGAACCAAUUUUUUCCCUCAGCCUAAUGUUGACGCAGCUGUUGUCUCAUUCAAGCUGAAGCUACCGUCAGAAUAUCCCCAUGUUUCUUCCACGAAAAGCUUCUUUUCAAUGGUUAAUUCAGCAUUCAAUGAGAAGCGUAAGAUGCUGCGCAAGUCACUUCAACACAUAUGCACAUCCCUUGAGAUCGAAGAAGCUUUAACAAGCAUAGGUCUUCUAGCUACUUCAAGACCUGAGGAACUAACAUUGGAUGAUUUUGUUAAGUUGCAUAACUUGAUAGCCAAAGAGUAGCAAUCUGGAUUACUGUGGAUUUGAAGAGCAACCUCAAGCAGAAGCCCCUAGAGAUUCACAUAUUCAUAAAGCUCUUUGUUGCAGGAAUACAUACGAUUCAAAUAGAGAACCAACGUUUCAAGAACUAUGAAGUGGCAUAUCAGAUUGGCGAUAUAUUAAAUUCCCAACAGUUUUCUCCUUCCAACUAUCAAGGUUUUAAGCACGGGCAUGUGUUCAUAUCUGAAAAAAAAUUUGCGCUUAACUUGUUCUGUGAAUAUAAUUAGAGUGGACUGAAUCAGCCACCCUAUAUUGUAAAUGAAGAGCAGUCUAUUCUUGAAGCUGAAACAAAUGUUUGCCUGGUCUUCAUCGGAAAAUGAGCACACGUUUUAUGGUUUGAAUAUUAUAAA
Vigna unguiculata (cowpea) is the source of this 1461-nucleotide messenger RNA. It is a transcript of the gene PFC1, whose product is annotated as Ribosomal RNA adenine dimethylase family protein. The record is from RefSeq and is a predicted model, not a curated record. Gene Ontology annotation, molecular function: rRNA (adenine-N6,N6-)-dimethyltransferase activity. Gene Ontology annotation, biological process: rRNA methylation. NCBI's taxonomy places the organism in Eukaryota, Viridiplantae, Streptophyta, Magnoliopsida, Fabales, Fabaceae.